Messenger RNA from Drosophila ananassae, 1515 nucleotides. RefSeq names its product pinin. Lineage: Eukaryota; Metazoa; Arthropoda; Insecta; Diptera; Drosophilidae. The record is from RefSeq and is a predicted model, not a curated record. Bases 119 to 1429 code for a protein of 436 amino acids. The transcript is spliced from 2 exons.
AUCCUUGUAGAUAGAUUCUUAAAUCUACAAACCUAGAAAUAUAGUUUCGUGAUAAGUUUUCUUUUAGAAACUUGUCAAAAAUGCUGCUGCCUGACAAGAAGGUCUCCGAAAAUGAGAAAUGUGUCAACGUGAGCCACUUGGCCCGAUUCUCUUUGUCCUGCUAACCAUGUCAGUCAGUCCGGGUAGUGUUCGCGGGGAGCAACAGACCCCGCAGAUGCAGCCUGCGCAGCAACAACCGCCGCUUCAGUCGAUAAUGUCAGCCCCGCAGCAAGUGAAUCCAUUGCAGAUGCUGGAGCCGAGCCGAAUGCAACAGCGUUUGCCGGUGGACUAUGUCAACGGAGUGCUCAGCCUAAAGGGCAGCCUGUUGUCCAAAAAGGGCUGGGGUUACGGAGCUAUUGCUAAUCAGGAGAUGGAUUCUCCGGUGGCGGGAUUGAAGUACACGCCGCAGACAAGCGAGAAGGGUUCGCAACUGCAGCCAGUCGUCGAGUUGCAGCCACAGGGGCAGCCGCAGGAGCAGCCACACGAGCAGCCGCAGGAGCAGCAACAUCAGCAGUCGCAACAGCAGCCACCGCAGCCGUCCCAGCAGUCGCCGCAGCACAUUUUUCAGAUGAAUGGGAACAAAUCGAAUCGCUAUAGCCAGCUAUUCCCGUCCCCCCACCUCUUUCAGCCGCCGUUUGUGCCGCUUCCGGCGGUGAAGCCGGAGCCAGUGGUCCAGGAGAUAGUGCCCACGCAGGAGCAGUUUGAGUUGCUGAAGCAGCUGGCCGAGUUUUUCUCCCAGCGGCAGCAGCUACAGCAGCAACUGCACGAGGGCAUGGCCUUCGCCAAGGUGGACGCGAGGGAUAACAAGAAUGCCUGUGAGGAGGAGACCACAACUGCCGCAUGUGUGACAGAAACCUGUGCGCAGGAAUCGGUAUCGGUGGACGUAAAGAACAAGAGCGGGGAGAAGACGGAGGCCACUACGAAAGCGCAAACGACAGUGGCUCCCAAGACCACCAGCGCUCCGAGCCCCAAGACCACCAAAGCCACGACCCAGAAGUCCACCAAAGCCACAACCAAAAAGCUGCCCUGUUGCACAAAGUCACCCAAUGCCAAUGUGAUUAGUUUCUCGCUGAACAUCCAGAACGAUGACAUCGAUGGCUCAAAGCUGUUGCAGCCCAAUCCUCGUCGCAGUGGUCGGCAUGUGAUUCACCCUGAUCUGCGGAUCAAUGCCAUAGCCAACUUGCUCAAAUAUCGGGCCAAGAGGGCCGAAAGCAAGACUCAAUAUCAAGACUCCAAUGUCCAGGGCUCCACUAAGAUGCGAAGACAUGAACCGGAAUACGAGACUCCCACGCAUCGAAGGGUCUUGGAGAGGAGUGAACUGCUCGAAGCUGAGCUUAAAAUCUGGCCUACGAGUUUCAGAGCUAAUAGAUCCUUUGCCCCGAAUUUCUAAUUAAUAUUUUUAUAUUAAUAUACUAUUAAUAUAUUUUUUUAUUGGAUAUUUUAAAUAAAUCAUAGUUUAAGAUAUUAUUAUGCAAA